Molecule: messenger RNA, 1221 nt
Organism: Chaetura pelagica (chimney swift)
Lineage: Eukaryota; Metazoa; Chordata; Aves; Apodiformes; Apodidae
Gene: KIF12
Product: kinesin family member 12
Exons: 11
Coding region: 1-1221 (406 amino acids)
Biological process (GO): microtubule-based movement
Molecular function (GO): ATP binding; microtubule binding; microtubule motor activity
Source: RefSeq, a predicted model, not a curated record
AUGCAGAGAUCCUUCUCCUGCCUCCUGGAGCACAGCCGGAGCCGUGGCUCUGACCUGCUGCUCAGUGCCUCCUACCUGGAGAUCCACAAUGAGCAGGUCCGGGACCUGCUGAGCCCGGGGCCACCAUGUGCCCUGCCCCUGCGGUGGAGCAAGACCCGUGGCUUCUAUGUGGAGAAUCAGCUCAGUGUGGACUUUGAGAGCCUGGAGGCCAUCGCUGAUCUGCUCCUGCAAGGAUCCCAGAGGCGACGGACCUCAGCCCAUGCCCUCAACAAGCACUCGAGCCGCAGCCACGCUCUCCUGACCAUCCACAUCCGCAGCCGGGCUGUGAGCACCAAUCCUGCUCUGGGCACCACCUGCCCCAGCAAGCAGGGCACACUGUGCUUCGUGGACCUGGCUGGCAGCGAGCGAGUGAAGGAGACCGGCUCCAGUGGGGAGCUCUCCGUGGAGGCCAACAACAUCAACCGCAGCCUCCUGGCACUGGGACACUGCAUCUCUCUGUUGGCCAAACCCCGAGGGAAGCGGAUGCACAUUCCCUACCGGGACAGCAAACUCACCCGGCUGCUGGCCCGUUCCCUGGGCGGCUCGGGGGUCACCCUGAUGGUCGCCUGCAUCUCCCCAUCCUCGCGCUGCCUCUCGGAGACGCUGAGCACACUGCACUAUGCCAGCAGAGCCCGAAGGGUCACCACCAGGCCCCUGGUCAAUCGGGUGUCCCGGGAGAAGCUGCUGCAAACCCUGGAGCAAGAAAUCCAUGCCCUGCAGCUGGAAAACCUCUCCCUGCGCCAGCAGCUGUGCCUGCCCAGGCAGCUGCUCCUCACCUCCAGCCAGCCCGGCUGCCCAGGCUGCACCCAGGGCUGCCCCAAGCUGGCUGAUGCCAUCAUGUCCCAGGUGCUGCCAGGGCCCCCCGCACCACAACCAGUCCCCCCUGAGGGAAAUGCCACCGUCCUGCUGCCCAGCCAGGACGCGGUUCUACCCGGCUCCAACCAGCUCCCCAGGCACCCUCAGCCCCAGCAGGGAAAGCGGAGCCAGGGCAGGAGCAGGAGCUCUUCUCAGCGGCCCCCGCUGCCCCGGGAGCUGCCAGGUCCCGAGCUCUGCCUCAGCCCCGAGGGAAGGGUCAUCCCUUCAGCACCACCGUGGCCAGGACUGCCAGAGCCCCGAGCGGCCGGCACCGUCCCUCUCUUCCAGUGGGAAGAGGUGCCAGACUGGCUGGCAGAGCAGAUCUGA